UCAUAUACAUAAAAGGAUUGCAUGCAAUUCUACUAACAAAAUUGGACAGACAGGAUCCUCUUUAAUAAUAUCAGAACUGAAAAGACAAGUAUGCUCAAGUGCUAAGAAUACUGACAUAAAAACCUGGCAAUCAAGAUGGAAAAUAACAUAACAACAAUUUCUCGAGAGGAACUGGAAGAACUAAAAGAAGCAUUCAGUAAAAUAGACAUUGACAAUAGUGGAUAUGUCAGUGAUUAUGAACUUCAAGAUCUUUUCAAAGAAGCAAGUCUUCCCUUACCUGGCUAUAAAGUUCGUGAAAUUGUGGAAAAAAUUAUAGCAGUCACAGAUAGUAACAAGGAUGGCAAAAUCAAUUUUGAAGAAUUUGUCUCAGUUAUUCAGGAACUGAAAAGUAAAGAUAUUAGCAAAUCAUUUCGAAAAUCCAUAAACAAGAAACUGGGAAUUACUGCAAUUGGAGGAACAUCAUCCAGUUCUAGUGAGGGAACUCAGCAUUCUUAUUCAGAAGAAGACAAGGUUGCAUUUGUUAACUGGAUAAAUAAAGCUCUUAAAGAUGACCCUGACUGCAAACAUUGUCUCCCUAUGGAUCCAUCAAAUAAUAGCCUUUUUAAUUCACUUGCUGAUGGUAUCCUUCUUUGCAAAAUGGUUAAUUUAUCUCAGCCAGAUACAAUUGAUGAAAGAGCAAUUAAUAAGAAGAAGCUUACUGCAUUCACUAGAUCAGAAAAUCUAGAUCUAGCACUAAAUUCUGCAUCAGCUAUUGGUUGUACGGUAGUUAACAUUGGAUCACAAGAUCUAAUAGAUGGAAAGCCACAUUUGGUGUUAGGAUUAUUAUGGCAAAUUAUUAAAGUUGGUCUUUUUUCUGAUAUAGAGAUUUCCAGAAACGAAGCUCUUAUUGGUUUGCUAAAUGAUGGGGAAGAAUUGGAACAAUUAAUAAAAUUGUCUCCAGAAGAACUUCUGCUACGCUGGGUUAACUACCAUUUGAAUAAUGCUGGGUGGAAGAAGAUAAGCAACUUUGGUCAAGACAUUAAGGACUCAAAAGCUUACUAUCAUCUUUUGAAUCAAAUUGCACCCAAACAAGGCAACAAUGGAAAAACAGCCAUUGUGAUUGAUCUUUCAGGCUUUAAUGAACCAAAUGAUCUGAGGAGGGCUGAAUAUAUGCUUCAACAAGCAGAUAAAUUGGGUUGCAAACAGUUUGUGACUCCUACAGAUGUCGUUGCAGGCAACCCUAAACUUAAUAUAGCCUUUGUUGCAAACCUCUUUAAUACUUACCCUGCCCUACAGAAGCCUAAAAGCAAUUCUUAUGAUUUCAAUUUAUUAGAAGGUGAAAGUAAGGAAGAAAGAACAUUUAGAAAUUGGAUGAAUUCAUUGGGUGUAACUCCUUAUAUUAAUCACUUAUACAGUGAUCUUGCUGAUGGUUUAGUAAUCUUUCAACUCUAUGAAAUGGUCCGUGUACCUGUAGAAUGGAGUCAUGUCAACAAACCACCAUAUCCUGCACUUGGGGGUAACAUGAAAAAGAUUGAAAAUUGUAACUAUGCAGUAGAACUGGGAAAGACAAAGGCCAGAUUUUCAUUGGUUGGAAUUGGUGGAAAAGAUCUCAACGAAGGCAACUCAACCUUGACCUUGGCACUAGUCUGGCAAUUAAUGAGAAG
This is a messenger RNA of Protobothrops mucrosquamatus (brown spotted pit viper), 1643 nucleotides long. It is a transcript of the gene PLS1, whose product is annotated as plastin 1. The record is from RefSeq and is a predicted model, not a curated record. Lineage: Eukaryota; Metazoa; Chordata; Lepidosauria; Squamata; Viperidae. Gene Ontology annotation, biological process: actin filament bundle assembly; actin filament network formation. Gene Ontology annotation, molecular function: calcium ion binding; actin filament binding. Gene Ontology annotation, cellular component: cytoplasm; actin filament; actin filament bundle.